CAGGCACGACCCACUGGGGGACCCAUUUAGGCCCGCCUCAAGAGAGGAGUGUCUGUAACAACCUGACCCCUGCGCACAACUUUCUAGCAGCAAUCGUCCGAAACCUGCCACCAUAGCGCUAACAACAUGUCGCCGCCAAGCACUCCAGAGAAGUUGCCGACAGCGAAUCUGUUCGACGAGAUUAUCAUUGUGACAGUGGGCAAGGAACUCAAACCAUUCAAGACCUUCAGCCUGCACAAGGGAGUCGUGUCCUACUACUCCGGCUACUUCCAGGCUGCGCUCAAAGAAAACACCUUCCAAGAGGGUCAGAGCAAGCGAAUCGAGCUACCGGACGAAGAAGUCGAGACCUUCGAGCACUUUGUUGGUUGGCUGUACACGCGUGUGCUGCCUGGCAACAGCGAUGACUAUACGGCUGAGUACAAUGGUCUGAUUAAGCUAUGGAUCCUAGGCGACAAACGCCAAAUCCCGCUACUCAUGAACGUUACCAUCGACGCAAUGAGGGAUGUUCUCGUCAAACGGUGGAUACUGCCAAGAAUGUCUCUCGGUUUGAUAUGGGAAAACACCGCCCCGGGUGCACAGCUGCGUCGUUUCUGGAUCCACCUUAUGGCUCAGGUAGGCCUCCGGAGCAGUCUUAAGGACGAACACAAAGAAUUCUGGGUGAAGGAUGCGCUGUGGGAUGUUUUCCGAGCAUCGUAUGAGAUGUGGCGUAACGGAAGGGCAACCACGCUAAACAAAGAUGCAAUCGCCAAGCUUGAUCUCUGCGAGUACCAUUGCCACGAGGACGGCCUGAAGUGCGAAAAGGUAGCGUAAAGCUAAGUGCGGUUUCAUCAGAAUUCGGACAACCGAGAAGAGUCUAUCAACAACGGUCCCAGCGAAGUGCAAUAUCAUGGCUCUGGAGAAACUACAUCCUGAUAUGGCUGCCGCUAAAUUAGCUUCGACAAGCGUCCCACUCCCAGUCCCAGUCAGUCAGUAUCACUCUGGUCUGCUUCCACACCUCUGUGGCAAUAACAUGGUCGCAGUCGUAUCCCAGGAAAGUCCCAAGAAGCCUGGAGGUAUAGCCAAGUCUCAACCUUGUGUACGACCAGUAAUUGUGUAUGAGUCUCAAGAGUGCUGAGGAUGCCGGCUAGGCUGUUUGAAGGAC
Baudoinia panamericana UAMH 10762 is the source of this 1141-nucleotide messenger RNA. RefSeq lists its product as uncharacterized. Lineage: Eukaryota; Fungi; Ascomycota; Dothideomycetes; Mycosphaerellales; Teratosphaeriaceae. Bases 127 to 810 code for a protein of 227 amino acids. The record is from RefSeq and is a predicted model, not a curated record. The transcript has 2 exons. Gene Ontology annotation, molecular function: protein binding.